AUGGCUUGUAAGUUCCGGAAACGAAUACUCUCAAUUGUACACUGCAUACAAAUAACCAAGCGUUCAAGAUAUAAACACAAGGCGCCUGCGUGCUGCAAAAGAUCUGAACACAUGGCUGAACUGAACUUAGGUGCAGGCGUGGUAGGGAGGUCAUCCGAUGCAAUUCCUGAAUCUGACUCUCAUGGACAGGAUGCGCCACAAGGACAACGCGGUUUCGCCAGCACGCUGCAAGAGAACAUUAUGAGGAGCUUCGAUUCUGUAGGCAAAAAAUUCAAUGUGCUUGACAGGCUAUUCAAAAAGAAUAAUGGUACAACGGGCUUGCAGUUUGGCGCGAAUGCCGACGGGGUUUUCAGCAACUUAACAGCUAAGCCUGAUGAAAGUGGAUCCGUGGAGCUCCAGGAUAGGGAUAAGCCACCAAACUAUGAGGAAGCAGCCGCUGACAUGGCCCCUUCUUACUACGGUAUGGACGAAGAUGGCAUAGGCAUGUACUACAACGAAAUAUGCUUCGAAGGACUACCCGUUGGUAAUGUUGUUAACCUCCUGUGGAAUAUAAUAGUGAGCGUCAGCUUCCAGUUUGUGGGAUUUUUGUUAACAUACAUCCUGCACACAUCACAUGCUGCUAAGCAAGGCUCUCGUUUUGGCUUAGGCCUCACCUUUUUGGGGUACGGUUAUUCGAUGAUACCAAACGAUGUAACUUCCAAGGUUGGCAAAAGCAAAUCUAUUAGUAAACUGAAGCCGCUCGAUCCAAAUGAAUUCGACGACAUGCAUUUAUACUCAGGAAGCGCUACAAAAGAUGAAUUUGAAUCAAGCUUAAGCCAUGGAAUUGAUGAGAAAAAGAGCGGUAUACCGUUUCUUGCUAUUUUGCUGUUUGUGAGCGGUUUCUCGAUUAUGUUCAAAAGCAUUUAUGACUACGUUAAAGUCAAAAGGAAGGAAAGGCGCUACCUGACUCAAGAGCAAGUUUAA
Lachancea thermotolerans CBS 6340 is the source of this 963-nucleotide messenger RNA. RefSeq names its product Bsd2p (gene BSD2). Lineage: Eukaryota; Fungi; Ascomycota; Saccharomycetes; Saccharomycetales; Saccharomycetaceae. Gene Ontology annotation, cellular component: perinuclear region of cytoplasm; Golgi apparatus; endoplasmic reticulum. Gene Ontology annotation, biological process: metal ion transport; ubiquitin-dependent protein catabolic process; positive regulation of protein ubiquitination. Bases 1 to 963 code for a protein of 320 amino acids. The transcript has a single exon. The record is from RefSeq and is a predicted model, not a curated record.